AUGAAGUACAUCAUCGCGAUCGCCGUCCUGGCUCUGGCCGCUGUCUCCUACGGAUCAUACCUGCCAGCAGUGCAGUCGGUUCUACCAUACUCCUACAACUCAGGACUGUACGGCCUGAACGGUUAUGACGGUCUUGGUCAUUACUCUGGACUUACUGGACUGGGAUACUCUUCGGUGCUGGGUCAUGGACUGUCCUAUCCGUACUCGGCCGCUUUCCCGUACUCUGACUACAACAACGGUCUGUAUGGAGGAUACUACGGCGCAAAGGUCGCUCCUACUGUGGUCCAGGCCAACGUCAACACACUGAAGUCGGUUAGUCCUCUGGGUCUGUACGGAGGGUACUACGGCGCCAAGGUCGCUCCUACUGUGGUUCAGGCCAACGUCAACACUCUGGGUCUGUACGGAGGAUACGGUGUGGAACACGGAUAUGGUCUUGGUCAUGGAUACGGUUUUGGUCACGGAUACGGCUACGGAUACAACAACUACCUCCCAGUCCAGGCUCAUGCUGCGAAGGAAUGGAUUUGCUCAAUUGUCCAGGGAUUCAUCACGAUCGCCGUCCUGGCUCUAGCCGCUGUCUCCAAAGGAUCAUACCUGCCAGCAGUGCAGUCGGUUCUACCGUACUCCUACAACUCAGGACUGUACGGCCUGAACGGUUAUGACGGUCUUGGUCAUUACUCUGGACUUACUGGACUGGGAUACUCCUCGGAGCUGGGUCAUGGACUGUCCUACCCGUACUCGGCCGCUUUCCCGUACUUUGACUACAACAAUGGUCUAUAUGGAGGAUACUACGGCGCCAAGGUCGCUCCUACUGUGGUCCAGGCCAACGUCAACACACUGAAGUCGGUUAGUCCUCUGGGUCUGUACGGAGGAUACUACGGCGCCAAGGUCGCUCCUACUGUGGUUCAGGCCAACGUCAACACUCUGGGUCUGUAUGGAGGAUACGGUGUGGAGCACGGAUAUGGUGUCGGUCACGGAUACGGCUACGGAUACAACAACUACCUCCCAGUCCAGGCUCAUCCUGCGAAGUACGUUGCUGCCAACCCGGGAGCCGUCCAUGUGGCUCCUCUCCCAGGACAUCUGGUGAACCAGAAGUCGAUUGUUGCCAAUCCGGUCAGACCGUCCAUUAAUGAGAAAAUGUUAAAUUUACUUGGAAACGACCAUUUGUCGUGUUUAUUGAUAUCGAUAACCAGGGAAUGGAUUUGCUCAAUUGUCCAGGGAUUCAUCACGAUCGCCGUCCUGGCUCUAGCCGCUGUCUCCAAAGGAUCAUACCUGCCAGCAGUGCAGUCGGUUCUACCGUACUCCUACAACUCAGGACUGUACGGCCUGAACGGUUAUGACGGUCUUGGUCAUUACUCUGGACUUACUGGACUGGGAUACUCCUCGGAGCUGGGUCAUGGACUGUCCUACCCGUACUCGGCCGCUUUCCCGUACUUUGACUACAACAAUGGUCUAUAUGGAGGAUACUACGGCGCCAAGGUCGCUCCUACUGUGGUCCAGGCCAACGUCAACACACUGAAGUCGGUUAGUCCUCUGGGUCUGUACGGAGGAUACUACGGCGCCAAGGUCGCUCCUACUGUGGUUCAGGCCAACGUCAACACUCUGGGUCUGUAUGGAGGAUACGGUGUGGAGCACGGAUAUGGUGUCGUGAUUCUUUCACCAACGAAGAUUUAUAGAAAAUUAAAUAACUACAGGACUAUUGGUCCUCUGGGUCAUGGACUGUCCUACCCGUACUCGGCCGCUCUUCCAUACUCUGUCUACAACAACGGUCUGUAUGGAGGAUACUACGGCGCAAAGGUCGCUCCAACUGUGGUCCAGGCCAACGUCAACACACUGAAGUCGGUUAGUCCUCUGGGUCUGUACGGAGGAUACUACGGCGCAAAGGUCGCUCCUACUGUGGUUCAGGCCAACGUCAACUCUCUGGGUCUGUAUGGAGGAUAUGGUGUGGAGCACGGAUAUGGUGUCGGUCACGGAUACGGCUACGGAUACAACAACUACCUCCCAGUUCAGGCUCAUGCUGCGAAGUAUGUUGCUGCAAACCCAGGAGCCGUGCAUGUGGCUCCUCUCCCAGGACAUCUAGUUAACCAGAAGUCGAUUGUGGCGUAA
Molecule: messenger RNA, 2103 nt
Organism: Anopheles maculipalpis
Lineage: Eukaryota; Metazoa; Arthropoda; Insecta; Diptera; Culicidae
Exons: 7
Coding region: 1-2103 (700 amino acids)
Source: RefSeq, a predicted model, not a curated record